CCGGAGGAGCAGAGCAGAGCAAAGCAGCACUCGGAGCCACCCCAAGGAGGGCUGAGAGGCGGGUCCUAGACCAGGGACACAAGGACAGCACAGCCCCAGCUCAGGGAGCAGCCAGAGCCUGGGACAGUCAUGGGGAAACAAGACCGAGACUGGCUGUAACUGAGAAGCUCCCACGGUGGACACUGAGAAGCAUAAGGCACUUCAGCAGAGUACGCCCGCAACUCCAAGAUGAUGCCGCCACCCAUGGUGAUGAAGGUGCAGAAAGUACUGCAGAGGGAGAUGGUGCGAGAGUUCCUGGCCGAGCUCAUGAGCACGUACGUCAUGAUGGUGUUUGGCCUUGGCUCCGUGGCCCAUAUGGUUCUAGGAGAAAAACUUGGGAGCCACCUCGGUGUCAACUUGGGUUUUGGCUUCGGAGUCACCAUGGGAGUGCACGUGGCAGGGAAAGUCUCUGGGGCCCACAUGAAUGCGGCUGUGACCUUCACCAGCUGUGCACUAGGCCGCAUGGCCUGGAAGAAGUUUCCUGUGUAUGUCCUGGGUCAGUUCAUCGGUUCCUUCCUGGCUGCUGCCACCAUCUACUGCCUCUUCUACAGAGCCAUCAUUGACUACUCAGGUGGACAUCUGACAGUGACCGGCCCGAUUGCCACUGCUAACAUCUUUGCCACGUAUCUUCCUGACUACAUGACCUUAUGGGGUGGCUUCCUGGAUGAGGUGGUAGUUACGGGGAUGCUCCAGCUGUGUCUCUUUGCCAUCACGGACAAUGGGAACAACCCAGCACUGCAAGGGACAGAGGCCCUGGUGAUCGGCAUCCUUGUUGUUGUCAUUGGAGUGUCCCUGGGCAUGAACUCAGGAUACGCCAUCAACCCAUCCCGGGACCUGCCUCCCCGUUUCUUCACCUUUCUUGCCGGCUGGGGCACACAGGUCUUCAGAGCCAGGAACUGGUGGUGGGUGCCACUGGUGGCACCGGUCCUGGGUGCUUACCUAGGUGGCAUCAUCUACUUGGUCUUGAUUGGCUGCAACGUUCCACGGGAGCCCCAGAUAUUGGAGAACCACACAGGGAGUGAAGACCACAGAAUACCUGUGUUGCCCAAGGCCGUGCCUCACCAAACAGAGAUCGCUUCCCACAACUCUGGCUCUGUGUCUCCCCUCACCUCUGUCUCUGUGUCUCCCCCCAGCAGACCUUCAGUCCGGUCCAUCCCACCCUUAAGUGACUCCAUCCGAAUACAACAAUUCUAAGUAAGGUUUUUUUGUGACUCCAUCUCCACCCCAAUAAAAAAAGCCUUCUCCCACAGUGGCACCCUUGCUUCCUGGGUGCCUCCUAUGGGUGGGCUUCCCUCCUGGAUUCUCCCAGGAGUGCUACAGCCCAAAGCUGGAGCAUGAAGCCAAGAGGCCUCCAACUCCCUCCCGUCCUGGGAGCUGGGGUGCCCCCUGGGGGAGCAUGGAGAAGGGCCAACAGGAGGAACAGGAGAUUAAAAAGAUGCCAGGCACAGAACAGUGGACUUCUAGGCACAGGGUAGGAAAGGGAUGGUUUGGGGAAAGGACAACAGCUAGCUGGUGGCGGGUCAGCUCUGGGCAUACCCUGAGCUGCCCUGAGAUAGGACUUGAGACUCUCCUUCAGUUCUGGCCAGUCUUUGCACCAGGCUAGACCAGGUCCCAGGUCCAAGCGUGUAAGUAAGAGUGGUUUUUUUUUCCCCUCCUCAUUAUUGCACCACCUCGGAAGACUUUUACAUGUUUUUUUCUUAAUCACAUAAUAUUUUAAUACCACAGAUAUACUGUAUAUCUGUAUAUGUACUUUAUGUGUAUCUGUGCUUUAUACAAAAAAUAGUAAGAUCUUUUUCAUUUCCCCUUCCAAGAGUCAACUUUGUCUCAUUUGGGAGCAAAAAUCGCCCCCACCCUUGACCACGUCAGAUGUAGACAGACUGAAAGUAUGUAAGGGGUUAGACUCUCCUCCUCCUUCCUGGUGCUGGAGCUCUUCCACACUGAGGAAUUCCAGAGUUAGAAAGGAAGAUGCAGAGGGAAAUCCUUCGCAAAGGCGUAGAGCCAGGAAAUGGCCUCACGGAGCUCAGAGGCCGGGUGGAGGGCGGGCAGCCAGGAUCCCCUGGCUCUGGGGCCAGGCAGGAAUCAUCCUGCUUUCUGGGAUUCAGAAGGCAGCAUCACCUGUGGUAGCUGUCACUGCUUUUCCAUUUAUCCUUUUAGCAAUUAUUGAGCACCUCCUGUGUGCCGGCCUUGUCUGGGCAGAGGAGUUGCUGCAGUGGAUGAGCCUUGGAGGAACGCAGUUUAAAGAGACAGGAGGAGAACCGAAGCGGUGGAGAGGGGCCACAUGGAGGCUGUGGGGCUCACAUCUUGGAGCCAAGGCCAAGAGGAGACAGAGAAGAGUUGGGGCCAGGGGGUAUACUUUCUGGGGCCGGGCGCUGCACUUUACAGUCAGAGCAGUUUGAGGGGACAGGAGGCAGAGGAGGCGGGAGGUCUUCUGGAGGUGGGCUCACGGUGAGAGGAGAUUUAGAGAGCCCGCCUGAGCUGCUGCGUGCAGGCUGGUGGGAGAGGAGGGGACUGGAGCCUGCGAGGCAGUGUGGUGGGAGGCAGUAAUCCUGCAGGAGCAGCAGGGCACCAAAUAGGUCAGUCCUGAAGGGCAAACCCCGCAGGCCCUGGGCGGGAUUGAAUGAAGGAGUGGGUGGUGACGCGGCAGGAGUCAGGCCCGACCUCCAGUUUCUGGCUUGGGGCUGGGACGUUGCAGGUGUCCCCACCCACCGAGAGCAGAGCUUGGGAGAGGAACUGGUUUGGAAAGGGAGAUGAUAAGUCGUGCUGCGGGCAUAUUGAGCUUGACUUGUCUGUCGGAUGUGGAGGGCAAGAGGUGUGUAGUCCUGGGCAAGUUCCUCAACCUCUCUGGGCCUCAUUUUUCUCAUUUGUAAAGUUUCCCGCCAUUUGUGUUGCUGUGACUAUUCAAUGCAAUAAAACACGUAUGUUGCUGA
This is a messenger RNA of Phyllostomus hastatus (greater spear-nosed bat), 2966 nucleotides long. RefSeq names its product aquaporin 7 (gene AQP7). The coding region runs from base 229 to 1233 and encodes 334 amino acids. The record is from RefSeq and is a predicted model, not a curated record. NCBI's taxonomy places the organism in Eukaryota, Metazoa, Chordata, Mammalia, Chiroptera, Phyllostomidae. Gene Ontology annotation, cellular component: plasma membrane; basolateral plasma membrane. Gene Ontology annotation, biological process: glycerol transmembrane transport; water transport. The transcript is spliced from 7 exons. Gene Ontology annotation, molecular function: glycerol channel activity; water channel activity; urea transmembrane transporter activity.